GACAAGGAGAUUAGGAAUCGUCUUCAAGAAAGUGAGCGGAAAUUGGGCUCAUCAAUGCCUUUCGAUGAAGCCAAGGAGAGAGUUACCCAGCUUGAGAAAGAAGUUACGUCAUUGGAUAGGAUAGUGUGAUGGAUUUACAAGACAUAUUGCGACGUUUCUCGUUCGACAACAUUUGCAAAUUCUCCUUCGGCGUGGACCCAGGUUGUCUCCAACCAUCCCUACCUGUUUCACCCUUCGCCGCCGCUUUCGACACGGCCUCCAAGCUCUCGGCAGAGCGUGCAAUGACAUCAUCACCAAUCACAUGGAAGAUCAAGCGCCUACUUAACAUUGGAUCCGAGAAGAAGCUGAAGCAAGCCAUCAAAAUCACAAACAACUUAGCAGAAGAGUUAAUAAACAAGCGCAGGAAAAUCGGAUUCUCCACAAGAAAGGAUCUCCUCUCAAGGUUCAUGAGCUCUGUCGAAAACGACAACAAAUACCUCAGAGACAUAAUCGUUAGUUUUCUAUUGGCUGGUCGCGACACUGUUGCGGCCGCGUUAACCGGUUUCUUUUUCUUGUUAUCCAAAAACCCAAGUGUUGAGGUCUUGAUCCGGGAAGAAUUGGACCGGAUCCUGGACAAUCCGGUCCAGGAAUGUGCGAGUUUCGAGCAGCUGCAGCGAAUGCAUUAUCUCACUGCUGCGAUUUACGAGAGCAUGAGACUCUUUCCGCCGGUUCAGUUUGACUCCAAGUUCGCGCAAGAGGAUGAUGUGUUACCGGAUGGUACAUUUGUACCCAUGGGUACGAGGGUUACAUAUCAUCCGUAUGCAAUGGGUCGGAUGGAGCGGGUUUGGGGGUCCGAUUGCCUCAAAUUCAAACCCGAAAGAUGGUUGCAUGACGGUGUGUUUGUGCCGGAGGAUCCAUUUAAAUACCCGGUUUUUCAGGCUGGGGUUAGGAUUUGUUUGGGAAAAGAGUUGGCAGUUGUAGAGAUGAAAUCCUUGGUGGCUACAUUGAUAAGGCAAUUUGAUAUUCGGGUAGUUGGGUCUGACACGGAGCCCCGGUUUGCACCAGGUCUUACCGCAACCAUGCGGGGUGGGUUGUCGGUUCGGGUUUAUGAGAGAAGUGGGCGAUGGAAUGACCCCUGAGAAGCUUGUAGAGUUAAAGUUGAUCCAUGUUGAGUAAUUAUUGGUAGUUACAUUUGGAGUAGGUGAGAUCUAAUGUAAGGGGAAUCAAAGUAUCAAGCUAUGUAAAUUUUGUCGCAACUAAAUAAAUUCAAGUAAUUUUCUUCUCUA
Arachis ipaensis is the source of this 1265-nucleotide messenger RNA. The record is from RefSeq and is a predicted model, not a curated record. Lineage: Eukaryota; Viridiplantae; Streptophyta; Magnoliopsida; Fabales; Fabaceae.